AUGAGAGUAGGCCACGUGGGCUAUGCAGAAUCUAUGAAUGUGCCAUUGUUCAGAAGAAGAAUCAUCCGAGGAUCUUUUUCAUGGGCUCUCUUCUUGUGUUUACUAACACUCACUCUCUGCGUCGCGGUCGGAGCCUCGACAACGACUACAACCACCUCGACAACGACUACAGCCAUCAAUAGUCCUGACGGGGAUAUCAUAGAUUGCACAGAAAUAUUAGCUCAGCCGGCCUUCAGGCAUCCUCUCCUCAAGGAUCACAAGCUCCAGGAAGUACCAAGAAAUCUUCCUAACACAGCCAAAAAUGAAGAUGGAGUUAGCGGCUGGCAGAUUUGGAACAGUCGUAACGGGUCGAAAUGUCCCGAGGGGACGAUUCCGAUACGGAGAGUGGUUUCUCAAGACAAUGGGGAUACCAAUGAGGGAACGAUUCCGAUACGGAGAGUGGGUUCUCAAGAGAACGAGGCUACCAAUUCUGGGGCUGAAGAUGAACUCACGCGCGGACAUGAGUAUGCUAUCGCACAUUUGAACAGCACUACAAAGAUUUAUGGAACAAAAGUCACAAUGAGUGUGGGGCACCCCAAAGUUGCUCAACCCGGCGAGUUCAGCCUAGGCCAACUUUGGCUCACCUCGGGUUCAGUUGAAAGAGGUGACAUGAACACCAUCGAGGCAGGAUGGCAGAUUUAUCCUUCGGUAUAUUUGGACGACCAGCCUAGACUCUUUAUUUUCUGGACGAAUGAUGCAUACACGAUUGAAAAAUGCGAGAAUCUUCGACGCCCUGGUUUUAUACAAACUAGUGGCAAUGUCCUCGUCGAAGGCGCUAUCCAUCCCCACACCGAAGUUAUUACAAUCCAGAUUUGGAAGGAUCCAAACCUUGGACACUGGUGGUUGUCUGUCGGCCCAAACAGUGGCACUGUACUUAUUCCAGUUGGUUAUUGGCCAAGGGAGAUCUUUACUUGUCUCACUGACCAUGCAGAGAGUGUGCAGUGGGGCGGUGAAAUAAUAGACAAAUACGUCUCCGGUCAGCACACGACAACCCAGAUGGGAUCCGGGUAUCUUCCGAGCAGUGCCAAAGCUGCGUAUAUGCGCGAUUUGGAAAUUAUGGUUAACACCGGCAAUUUCCAGCCGGCCUACGAUCUCGUUGUAGGAGAGACGAACCCCGACUACUACAACAUCAAGAAGACGAGCGACACGAGUUUUUCUUAUGGGGGACCUGAAUCAGGAGCGUGCAAGUCGUGA
This is a messenger RNA of Arabidopsis lyrata subsp. lyrata, 1233 nucleotides long. RefSeq lists its product as uncharacterized. The record is from RefSeq and is a predicted model, not a curated record. Bases 1 to 1233 code for a protein of 410 amino acids. The transcript has 10 exons. Lineage: Eukaryota; Viridiplantae; Streptophyta; Magnoliopsida; Brassicales; Brassicaceae.